This is a messenger RNA of Ixodes scapularis (black-legged tick), 1639 nucleotides long. Its product is annotated as pancreatic lipase-related protein 2-like. NCBI's taxonomy places the organism in Eukaryota, Metazoa, Arthropoda, Arachnida, Ixodida, Ixodidae. The coding region runs from base 1 to 1218 and encodes 405 amino acids. The transcript is spliced from 5 exons. Gene Ontology annotation, molecular function: carboxylic ester hydrolase activity; lipase activity. The record is from RefSeq and is a predicted model, not a curated record. Gene Ontology annotation, biological process: lipid metabolic process.
AUGUCUUCAAGUGGUUAUUCUUCUCACGCGCUUGUAGUGCUGAUCCUGGCGACGUCCGAGACCUUGGGAGGCGUGGUGAACGGCACAUUCCCGGUGGUCCCCACAGAAAGAAAGCAUGCUGAGGAGAAAGAAUGCUGCAAGGGUCACCAGAAGCCCACCAAGGAAGAAGUCGAGUGGGGAAGAGAACUCGUCAAGAACGUCUACAUCGCGAGCGAAACCGUAAAAAUACUUCCCAGGACUGCGUUCUACAGCGACCAAGAAGUCUGCUACAACGGCCUGGGCUGCUUCUCGCAGAGGGACAACUUUUCGCACUUCAUCUCGCUCCCUUCUAGCCCCAGGGAGGUGGACACCAAGUUCAUGCUCUAUUCCCGCAAGAACAGACAAGUCCCCGUGCUCCUCGACUACCUGCGCUACGAAUCCUUGGGCGUCGAUCAGUUCCAACGGCAGAAGAGCCUUGUCUUCAUCGUGCACGGGUUUGGUGAAAGUGGUAACGCUACUUGGAUACUGGAGAUGAAGGACGCCUUUCUUGAAAUGGAGGACGUGAACGUGGUGGCCGUAGACUGGAACAAGGGCUGCCCUAUGCCCCUGUACAUGACCGCCGCCGCCAACACGGCGCUGGUGGGCAGGCAGAUCGCGCGCCUCGUGGAGGUAUUGGCCCACCGGCACCCGGACACCGUGGUUCCGGACAAGGUGCACCUGGUGGGCUUCAGUCUCGGAGCCCAAGUUGCGGGCUUCGCGGGAAGGAGCUUCUCCAGGACGAUCGGGAAGAAGAUCGGACGGAUCACUGGUCUGGAUGCUGCUGGUCCUCUGUUUGAGUCCUACGGGUUCCACGUGAGCAGGCACGAUGCGCAGUUCGUGGACGGCAUCCACACGAGCGCGGGCACGAACCUGCUCAAGGGUUGUCUGGGGAUGGUGAAGCCCUACGGCAACGCCAACUUCUACCCCAACGGAGGCAAAUCCCAGCCUGGCUGUUGGUGGUUCGACUUGGCGUGCCACCAUCGCCGUGCCGUGGAGUACUUUAUGGAGUCUAUCCAGUCUGCCAGAAGCUGCCAGUUCAAGGCCCUCAAAUGUCCCGGCGGUCAGAAGGCGUUUCUCGGGGGACGCUGCGGCAGGAGUGGCUACAACUGGGGGGAGAUGGGCUACCACAGCAUAGACGCCAAGGGAAGGGGAGAGCAGUACUUGUGGACCAACAAAGACUGCCCGUUCUGCAGGAUGUAGAAAAACGCGGGUCAUUGUGCAAAGCCCAAGACCGGCGCCACCCGUCAUUUCAGUAAUCGUUUUGUAUAUAUACAUCGUCAUCAUUAUGUCUCCUUGUAUUCUCAGUCAGUGACAAAAAAAAAAGAGAAAAGGAGCUUUUGCGUUGAGGUUUACUGCGACGGAAACAAUGGGUCUGACAUCUUGUAAUUUUUGUUCAUUUUAAGCUACAUCAUCCCUUACUGGUUUGUUGGAGACGACGAACAGAUCGUAGUUUUCCUUAUUCUUUCUCUCAACCUAGCGUUUAUUAUAUGCCCUACUGAGUAGGAAUCAAGCUUUAACAAUUCGUAACUCAAACGUAGCUCGCAUUUUUUUUCCCAGCAAUUGCGCAUUCACUGCCACAAGAUAGUUCUAUGAAUAAAAUUGUUUGAGCGUGCUUUCUUCA